Messenger RNA from Aedes albopictus (Asian tiger mosquito), 1235 nucleotides. RefSeq names its product thymosin beta (gene cib). The coding region runs from base 175 to 567 and encodes 130 amino acids. Gene Ontology annotation, cellular component: cytosol. The record is from RefSeq and is a predicted model, not a curated record. Gene Ontology annotation, molecular function: actin monomer binding. Gene Ontology annotation, biological process: actin filament organization. The transcript is spliced from 4 exons. NCBI's taxonomy places the organism in Eukaryota, Metazoa, Arthropoda, Insecta, Diptera, Culicidae.
GAAGAGCUGAGCAGUGAAGAAUCGAAGACAGUUUAUUCACCGGUUAGUCGCUUGUGAUACAUCAACGGUGAAAGUUGUAUUCUAACGUUUGCUCUCUAGUGUACUCGUUAAUUUGUGAUAACAUUUUAAAAUCAUCUCGCCUAAGACUAACCGUUCCACUAAAUACAAAAAACAAUGGAAACCGCUACUGCUACUUCUGUCAAGGACUAUAAGAAAGUCGGCGUCGAUCUUAAGACACAACUAGAGAGUUUCAACACAGAAAAUCUCUCGAAAGCCGAUACUCAGGAAAAGAUUGUUCUUCCAACUGCCGAAGACGUCCAGACUGAGAAGAGCCAGAAAAGCCUCUUUGCCGGUAUUGAGUCGUUCGAUGCCACCAAGUUGAAGCAUGCUGAAACAUGUGAGAAAAACCCCCUGCCGGAUAAAGAAGCUAUUCAACAAGAAAAGGGUCAGAAAAAUUUCAUCAACUGCAUUGAAUCGUUCGACACUUCCAAGUUGAAACACACCGAAACACACGAGAAAAAUCCAUUGCCAACCAAAGAAACCAUUGAGGAGGAGAAAAAGGCUUAAUUAUUUCCAAAAACAUCCGCAAUCAACGAGACCAUUUCAUUUUACCACAUAGUAAUACUACUAAUUGUGCGUCCAUAACAGGACUUAAUCCUAUUGAUCAAACACUAUCAAAUAAUUUUAUAAAUAUUUAAAUAUCAACAACGGUAAUACACCAUGUUUGAAAAAAGCGCUGUCUGCAAUUCAGGACUCCUAUUCUUUUCAUAUUGAAGUAUUUUUAAAACCACGAAACCAGUAUACAGGUAUCAAUUCGAUUGAGAUCCUUUGCGCAUUUCAAAAAAUAGAUUAAGUUGUUUCAAUAAACAGGAUUCAGACAAUAGAAUACAAAUAAAUUGAUUUGCUGCAACCAACAAACGCAGUAUUAUUUCUUUCGUUUAUUUAUAAAUAUGUUCUUUAAAAAUAAUUACUUCACAUACAUAUGCAUUUGCAUGUUACCAAGGAAAAAAGUAAAAGCAUUGAUUCAAACUUCCGAAGCUUUAUUGCGUUGUUGUGCAAACAUUUAAAAUCGACAUAUAUGUAAACAUCUAAAACAUCGCUUCAGUAUCAGUAAAACUGACAAAAAAGAAACUAUUCAUGGAAACGAAUUCAAACGAAAAAGACUAAAUUUUAUGGAACGAAAUAUAGAAUUAGAUUUUUGAUACUAACUGACGAAUAAAAUGUAUAAACAAAAA